CCAGGCUUCUGUUUUUCUUCUAUGCGUAUGUUGCAUAUCCAAGUAUGGGAUCCAAGUCACCUGAAGGUCAUCGCGACACCUUACAUGGAUCUGGUGGUACCACUUCCAUCUUCGCCAGCAAUCCUCCUAAGCCAGACGCAGCGAGCGGACUCCUCCACGGCAAACUUGAGGGACAAGACAACGACGACGAUGACGAAGAUAGUAACAAGGGGACGGGGUCCGACAUAGAGUCAGGUAUCACGCCUCUCGAGUCUGGAGGUCAGAAGAAAAAAAGAAGAAACAAUCGAGGGAGGAAAAAGAAGAAGGCUGUGAUUGGCCAGCAAACAUACCCUCCAAGAAUCGCUCUCGCCAACAUAUUCGCCAACAAGCCCUACCCGGAAGGCCAAAUCGUCGAUUACGUCCAAGAUGAGAAUCUCCAACGAACGACUGCUGAAGAACUUCGUCACCAGGCUGCAUUGGGUAACAUGGACGACGACUUCCUCAAAGACUACCGCGAAGCAGCCGAAGUACACAGACAGGUUCGCAAACAUGCGCAGGACAUUGCCAAGCCUGGCAUAUCAAUGAGCGAUCUGGCCCAGAACAUCGAGGAUGGAGUAAGAUCCUUGACCGGUCAUCAGGGUAUUGAAGCUGGAGAUGCUCUCAAAGCGGGGCUGGCGUUCCCAACUGGCCUGUGUUUAAAUCACGUAGGCGCACACUGGACUCCGAAUCCCGGGGGCAAGGAGGUCAUUCUUCAAUAUGAUGAUGUUCUCAAGGUUGAUUUCGGUGUUCAUGUCAAUGGCAGAAUCGUGGACAGCGCUUUUACAGUCGCUAGUAAUCCCAUCUACGAUAACCUGCUCGAGUCUGUGAGGGCUGCCACGAAUACCGGUCUUAGGGAAGCAGGUAUCGACGCUCGUAUCGACCACAUCAGUGGAGCAAUCCAAGAGGUGAUGGAAAGCUAUGAGGUCGAGAUCAACAAGAAGGUGAUUCCCGUCAAAGCCGUCAAGAAUAUAACUGGACACAACAUCCUGCGCUACAAGAUUCAUGGCGACAAGCAAGUACCUUUCGUGAAAAGCAAAACCACUCAGCGCAUGGAAGAAGGCGACAUUUUCGCCAUCGAAACCUUCGGCAGUACUGGAAGAGCUUACUUGAGAGACGACAUCGGAGUCUAUGGCUAUGGUCGCAAUGAGAAUGUCAGCACCGCUGGCCUUCAUCAUGCUUCUGCCAGAUCAUUGUUGAAGACGAUUGACAACAACUUCGGUACUCUGGUCUUCUCGAGACGCUACCUCGAGCACAUGGGAGUCAAGAACUACCACCUCGGCAUGAGAUCCCUCGUCUCGAAUGGUAUCGUCGAUUGCUAUGCUCCUCUUGUGGAUGUUCCCAACUCGUACAUCGCACAAUUUGAGCAUACUGUUUUGCUCCGUCCUAAUUGCAAGGAAAUUGUUUCUCGAGGAGACGACUACUAAGGAGCUAUGGGUAUCUCUAACAAUAGAUUCGAGUAAAGGAUCUGUUUUCUGAAAUCGCAAGUAGGUUUCAACACCCUUUGCAAAGUGUAUCAAGCCGUUCAACACGUGCUGAAUGCUGGUGUUUUCUCAAAGGGCGAAGUCCGAAUAACAUACUUCUGCCAGCCAAUAAAUUUCUACCAUGCUUGAAUUGUCCAUGUUUUCAUGUGUAUGUGUGCAAUGAGAAUCCAUGAACUAGCUUUCCUACUGC
Molecule: messenger RNA, 1689 nt
Organism: Aaosphaeria arxii CBS 175.79
Lineage: Eukaryota; Fungi; Ascomycota; Dothideomycetes; Pleosporales
Product: methionine aminopeptidase 2-like protein
Exons: 2
Coding region: 45-1442 (465 amino acids)
Biological process (GO): proteolysis
Molecular function (GO): metalloaminopeptidase activity
Source: RefSeq, a predicted model, not a curated record